AUGAUUAAAGUCCACGAAGUUAACGGGCACCGUUUCGUGGCGAAGUUUUUCCGGCAGCCGACAUUUUGCGCGUUCUGCAAGGAGUUUUUGUGGGGGUUCGGCAAGCAGGGCUACAGGUGCGUCGUGUGUCAGACCGCAGUGCACAAGCGGUGUCACAACAAGUUGCUGGGCAAGUGUCCCGGCUCUACCGCCUAUUCGGAUGCUACUGUGUAUUUGAGGGAGAGGUUCAAAGUAGACGUGCCGCAUCGCUUCCGACCGCACCAGUUCAUGUCGCCGACAUUCUGCGACCACUGCGGCGCUCUACUCUACGGCUUCUUUAAGCAAGGACUUAAAUGUGAAGGUCUUAACGCCAAGAGUGGUUGCUGA
Messenger RNA from Bicyclus anynana (squinting bush brown), 366 nucleotides. RefSeq names its product putative protein kinase C delta type homolog. The transcript is spliced from 4 exons. The record is from RefSeq and is a predicted model, not a curated record. Gene Ontology annotation, molecular function: protein serine/threonine kinase activity; ATP binding. Gene Ontology annotation, biological process: protein phosphorylation. The coding region runs from base 1 to 366 and encodes 121 amino acids. NCBI's taxonomy places the organism in Eukaryota, Metazoa, Arthropoda, Insecta, Lepidoptera, Nymphalidae.